Mytilinidion resinicola is the source of this 309-nucleotide messenger RNA. RefSeq lists its product as uncharacterized. The transcript has 2 exons. NCBI's taxonomy places the organism in Eukaryota, Fungi, Ascomycota, Dothideomycetes, Mytilinidiales, Mytilinidiaceae. The annotation marks the transcript as partial. The record is from RefSeq and is a predicted model, not a curated record.
ACAAUAAUGGUCCAAGGAAUCUUCAAUCUCAUCGCUCAACAGGACCAGAAUACCAGUAUUGGAAUAGCUAGGGACUCGAGGAUGAUUGCAGCAGAGAGCAAGCGGGACAGUACAUCUAUGAAAACGAUUGCAGUUGUGACGAUGACUUUUCUACCAGGGACGUUUAUUGCGGCUAUUUUUUCCAUGCCUAUGUUCCAAUGGGAUGCCACCAGCCCCACAGAUGUUGUCAACAAAAGGUUCUGGGUCUACUGGUCUAUCACGAUUCCUCUCACUCUUCUCACAUUUUUGGCAUGGUUCUUCCGGAUCAGA